Phlebotomus argentipes is the source of this 1503-nucleotide messenger RNA. RefSeq names its product histidine-rich glycoprotein-like. The transcript has a single exon. The record is from RefSeq and is a predicted model, not a curated record. Lineage: Eukaryota; Metazoa; Arthropoda; Insecta; Diptera; Psychodidae. Bases 1 to 1503 code for a protein of 500 amino acids.
AUGAAGUGCUUAGUGGUUGCUCUGAUGGCCAUUGCCGUGGUUCAGGCCAAUGUCAUCAUCACAUCUCAGUUCCAUGCCCAGGAUGGACAUCACGGCUACUCUUACGGGUACAACAAUGAGAACAACGAGAAGGAGGAGUCUGCUUCCCACGACAGGGUCAAGGGAGCAUACAAAGUCUCCGACAAGCACGGCGCUUUCCACAGCGAGGUGAAAUAUGAUGUUCCUCAGGAGCAUCACGAUCACCACGAGCAUCAGCAGAAUCAUGGCUUUGGACAUCAUCAUCAUCAUCAUCAGGAGCACGCGAAGCCUUUCUCCUACUCAAUUGUCGCUGAACAUCCCAAGCAACAUCGUCACGAGCAUCAUGAACACCACGAACAUCACAAUCUCCACCAUCAGCAGAACCACUUCAACUUCCACCAUCAGCACAAGCGCUCCCUGUGGCACCACAACAACGACCACCAGCAGCAUCUGUCCCACAACGAGGUCUUCCAUCACGAGCCCACUCACCACUACGGCCAGGAGGAGCACCAGCACCGCUGGACCGGACCCGUCCAUGUGCCAGUGAUCAAGAACGGCGUGCCCACUGAGAGCCCCGAAGUGCAGGCUGCCCGGAAGGAGCACGAGCACAAACUGGCCGAAGCCCACCAGCACGCCAGUCACGCUGGUCACCACUACUCUCACGACUACUCAGGUCACAACGAUCAUCAGUACAACUACGAGAGCAAAUACUCCUCCAAAGUGCACCACCACGAGCAGCCCAAGUGGCACGGACCUCUCCACCAUCCAGUCAUCAAGCACGGUGUUCCCACUGAAACCCCCGAAGUGCGCCACGCCAAGGCUCACCUCCUGAGCAAGCAUGCCGAGGCCGAGCACCACUCUGGACACUCAGAUCACUCCGACUACCAUCACGGCCACGACUACAGUCACGAUGAGCAUCAGCAUCACGGCCAUGACUACAGUCACGAUGAGCAUCAGCAUCAGCAUCAGCAUCAGCGUUGGACCGGACCCGUUCAUGUCCCAGUAAUUGAGCACGGCGUCCCCACUGAAACACCCGAAGUGCGCCACGCCAAGGCUCACCACAACGCCAAGCAUGCCCAGGCCCACCACAACGGCCACUAUGCCGAGCAGUACAACCACCAGGCCCGCUGGACCGGACCUAUCCACGAGCCCGUGAUUGUUCACGGAGUGCCCACUGAGACGCCCGAAGUGCGCCACGCCAAGGCUCACUUGGCCUCCAAGCACGCCGCUCACGGCAGCUCUUGGGGUCAGGAAGAGUACGCCCAUGAUUACCACCACGCGGGCGAGCACCGCUGGACCGGACCCGUGCAUGUGCCCGUGAUCAAGCACGGAGUGCCCACUGAGACGCCCGAAGUGCGCCACGCCAAGGCUCAGCUGCUGCAGAAGCACGCCGAGGCCAAGAGCCAUCCUGACUACGACAAGGACUGCGACAAGUCCCAGGAGAGCCACGAAGUGGGAUGGUACCAGGCCCACAAGCACUACUAA